Messenger RNA from Vigna angularis (adzuki bean), 1927 nucleotides. RefSeq names its product heat stress transcription factor A-2. Lineage: Eukaryota; Viridiplantae; Streptophyta; Magnoliopsida; Fabales; Fabaceae. The transcript is spliced from 2 exons. Gene Ontology annotation, cellular component: nucleus. Gene Ontology annotation, molecular function: DNA-binding transcription factor activity; RNA polymerase II cis-regulatory region sequence-specific DNA binding. The record is from RefSeq and is a predicted model, not a curated record. The coding region runs from base 292 to 1386 and encodes 364 amino acids. Gene Ontology annotation, biological process: regulation of transcription by RNA polymerase II.
UAGAAUUUUCCAGCACAAUCUGAACAUGUUCUGUCUCUAGCAUCUUCGUCACACAACAAACCCACCAACCAGUCUAAGCUCAUAACUCAACUUUCCUGCAAUAUCUUAUGAUUCCAUGGCACCCUUUUGCAGCAUGCAUCUUAUCCAAAUGCAGGCACAAAGUUAAACACAUUCUUCACUUCAACAAAAUCAUAAAAAACAACCAUUGACCAUACUAGCCUAUUGUUUAGUACUUGUGCUUGUGUAACUCAAAACUUUCAUCAUUUUCCUUUAUCUUCUUGUGUAUGAAACAUGGAGGGAGUUGUGGUGAAGGAGGAAGAAACAGUGACAGGUGGUGGUGGUGGUUCAUCAUCAUCAUCAUCUUCUUCUUUGAGCUUUACUCCACAACCAAUGGAAGGGUUGAACGAAGUGGGUACCCCACCCUUUUUGACAAAGAUCUAUGACAUGGUCGAAGAUCAUUCCACAGAUUCUGUUGUGUCAUGGAGCACUUCUUGCAAUAGCUUUGUUGUGUGGGAUUCUCACAAGUUUUCUACUAACAUUCUUCCUCGUUACUUCAAGCACAACAAUUUCUCCAGCUUCAUUCGCCAGCUCAACACCUAUGGCUUUAGGAAAGUUGAUCCUGAUAGAUGGGAGUUUGCAAAUGAAGGAUUUUUGGCAGGACAGAGGCACUUAUUGAAGGGCAUAAAGAGAAGAAGAAGAGUGUCACAGAGCAUGCAAGAAAGAGGAGUAGGAGGAGCAUGUGUUGAAGUGGGAGAGUUUGGACUAGAAGGUGAGUUGGAGAGGUUGAAAAGAGAUAGGAACAUUCUGAUGGCAGAAAUUGUGAGGUUGAGGCACCAACAGCUGAACUCAAGAGACCAAUUGAGUGCCAUGGAAACCAGAUUGCAAGCCACAGAGAAGAAACAGCAAAAGAUGACCAUAUUCCUUGCCAAAGCACUAAAAAAUCCAUCUUUCAUGCAACAAUUAGUCCACAAGACCCCCCAAAGUAGAGAAAUCUUGGAUGCUGAAAUCAAUGGGAAAAGGAGACUAAUUGCUGGCCAGAGUUUGGAGAACCUGCAACAAGAUGAUCCUGUAACAUUGAUGGACUAUUCAAAACAACAAGAUUUGGCAACUAUGGAGCCUGAGAUGAACACUUUUUUCUCACCAGCUUUUGAUAGUGAACUUGGUCAUGAAAUCAUAGAGUCUGCACUAGAUUCUGAUAUAACAGCUAGUCAGACUUAUUUUGGAGACACAAUAUUGGAGGACUUGCUCAUUGAAGACUUGGUCACUGGGGAUCCAAAGGAAGAAGUUAUCAUUGGUGAUUGUUCCCAGAUUGAUGUUCCAGUGGAGGAUUUGGUAGCAGACCCUGAUGAUUGGAAUCAUAUGGACCAUUCAGGAUCAAAACCAUAGGAAUGAAAAGAGUACUGUCAGCAUCAACUAGUCAUAUCUCUGUAAUUUCAUUCACACUGCAUCAUGGUGGUACAGUUUGGUAAUGUUGUGAACUAUUUCUGGUUUUGGUUUCAGUUUUGUGUGUUGUUUGAUGAUUGAUAUGAACUGGUUUUAUGCAGCAGGGAAGGUGGUAGUUGCAAAAGAAGCCAACAGAUACUAGAUGCAGCUCUUAUUCAGAUCAUUUACUAAGUUUUUUAUGAACAUUCAAUGUGAUAAUGCUACAAAUCAUUUCAUUCUUAUUUGGAUGACCUAUUCUUCGUUUGCAUUUUAUGUUAUGCAGGAGAGAUCAAAUGGAGGUGCUUGAUCGUUGUGGUGCAAAUAGUUUACUGAGAAUUGAAAUUAUCAUUCUGCUACAGAAGAUUAAUGGAACGAGUUUCAUUGUUGAAGAAGGAGAAAAUUAUCUAGUUCUUGUAAAAUAAUAUAUUUUGUCCCAUAAGACAUGAAAUACACGUGCCAAUUAUACUUUGAACAAAAGUUGAAUAAUUGAUUUUAUUUGUCAGAU